Messenger RNA from Symbiodinium sp. CCMP2592, 9006 nucleotides. Lineage: Eukaryota; Dinophyceae; Suessiales; Symbiodiniaceae. The record is from the annotation of a GenBank genome assembly.
AUGCGACGCGCUUCUGCCGAUCCUUGGUCGCGCCCAACAGGCUUUGAGCGUCCUGAAUUGGCGGACGAUCCAAUUGAAGAUUUCACUGCUAUUGCUGCGGAUACAUAUGAGGUCUCAGCUGAACGUGCAAGCCGCCGUGCUAGGCUUGCCUCCAGGAGUCGCUCGGAUUCUCGCCGCAGGCCCAGGGUUUCGCAGAGGCUUCGUACUGUCCCUGCUCAGCUUGGGCAUCUCACUGUGCGGCCCCGCGUGAGCUUCUUACCUGCUGUGCCUCUCACACAACCUCACCUUUUGCCAGGGGAACAUGUUCAGUACUUGCAGAAUCUUUUGCAACAGCAACAGAGUCAGCUUAGCGAUUUUGCAUUGGAAGUUGCUGCGUUGCGCCGCGUUGCCGCGGAGCAACAGAUGCUGGCAAGCCACAGGAUUGACGAGGUCGAGCGGCGGUUGCGUCGUGUUGACGCACUCCUGCAGCACAUCAUGCAAUAUCUGCAGGUCACUGUGAUUUUCCGGGCCUGGGCUCUUCACGUGUGUGGUGACUUUGAUCAAGGUGCCAGGGACAGGCUUCGCCGCAUGUCUGUCGAGGCCAUGACGACGGCGCCGAGUAUCGCUGCCCUUACUUUGCCUUGGGAGACGGGACCGCUGGCGGCCAUUUUUGGAAAACCGGAAGUGCUGCCCAGGCCCGCGCUAGACAUCGAAGAUGUCAUUGAUACUGCAUCUGUCCGGCCUUUGGGGCCUGAACCGUCGGAAACUGUCCCAGGUGAUAAGAAAGCAUUCACUGCAGCAUGGAACAAGGAUUCAUUCAGACGUGAUCGCCUCCCUGAGCGAGAUCGGUUCAAUCUCGUGUACCAGGAGUGGCUCCAAGUGAUCCUUCCGUGGGCUGGCGAUGGGACUGUGCUCGGCCUCAUGAUGUCUGCUGCAGCCGACCAAACUGAGAAGCUUGCAGUUGUCACGCAAACCCUUGGCGGCAAGGCCUUGUCGACUCUGGAGAAGCGAUUGAGGCAAGUGAAAGCAUUCCUGGCAUGGGCCCUACUUGCGUGUGUUACGCCUUUUCCUAUGACUGAGCAUGCAUGCCGAAUGUAUUUGAAGAAGCUGGUGGAAGAGAAGGCACCUGCUUCUCGCAUCAAAGGCGAUUCACCUUGGAUUCGCGGAGUGCUGCGGAUGGCCGCGGCGAAUGCCAAGCCCACUGCCAAAGCUCGGCCGCUCACGGUCGGAGAGGUUGCAACACUCGAGGCUUUCGUCAAACGGAGAGUGGGAGCAUUGCAAGACCUCUACGCGGCAGGGUGCUUCUUGUUCUUGAUCUAUUCGAGGGCGAGGUUCGGCGAUUGCAAAAUCAUCAGUGAUGCGGUCUUUGACAUCGUCACGAAGAAUGGCGAGCUUGUCGGGUACAUCGAGGUCAUCUCUUGGUCGCACAAGAUGCGGCGCCAUUUUCCUUCAAUCCCUUUGGUUGCCCCGGUUCAGAGUGCCACCAUAGGAAGUUGGGUUGAGUCGUGGCGGUCCAUCGCCACUGAUGUGGGUCUCCCUCUUGAACGGUUUCAAGGGGGUGCCAAAGGACCAUUGUUGCCGCUCCCGAGCCAAGGCGGGUGGCUCGAGUCGAGUUGCUCGACGACUGAAGCGAGGGCUUGGCUGGUUCAGAUUCUUCAGAAUGCUGGGCAUGCCGAGGCUCCGUCGCUAGGCGCUCACUCGUGUAAGGCAACUUGUUUAUCAUGGGCGGCCAAGUACGGCAUCUCCAAAGAUACGAGGACUCGUUUGGGCAAUCACAAUGAUCGUGGAUCUGCAGAGUGUUACGGGAGAGACACACUUGCCGCACCGUUGCGAGAUCUGGAGGCGUGCAUUUUGGCGAUUCGCACCGGAUCCUUCUUGCCAGACGUUUCUCGAAGUGGUUAUUUCCCUGACAUGCCUGACAAGUCACCGUCUUGUCAGGAAUCAACCGAGCCGCAGGGUGGCAUUGGCUCCAGUGAUGUUGAAGCGAACAAGAGCUUUGACCCGGCCGAGCUCUCUUUCGGGGCACCAGCCGACCAAAGCGACUUAGAGAAUGAUACCUCUGCCUUUGAGGGCUUCGAGCCUGAUGCCAUUGAGCACCCAGCCCCGAGCCCGAGCUUCCAUGGAAGCAACCCUGCUCAGGAUGUCGCACUCGACGGGUCGUCAUCCAGUUCGACGAGCUCUUCAUCGACGGACACGGAGGUGGAGUCGGAACCUGGCCCGCACCUUGCUGCUCUUGAACGGCCAGUUUGGCGAGACGCUUGCCAGGUUUGGCAGCACAGGCAAAGCAGAACCGUGCAUCUGCUCCCAGAGGCCGAUGCAGAGUCAGGGUCCUUCGUGUGCGGGAGGGUCAAGUCGCAAGCCUACUUCCGAGCCACUGGGCAUCCGAUUGUAGAUUCUCUGAAGUGUGUGCAGUGCGAUCGUGGUAAAACCAUCAGAAGCACGGCACAACUUGUGCAUGUUCUUGACAAGAGGCCCCAGAUGUCACCGCUCUUGCAAACAUUUUCGAUGCAGCUGUGCGCUCCCUGUGGUGAGAGCCAGCAGCAUCUCAACCUCGGCAAUGCCGGGGGUGGCUACAUUCGCUCGAGCAGUGGUUACAGCAUGUCCGGUGCCUCACUCUUGGAUUCGAAAGCUGCCUUCAAAAACAAGGUGUUGGAGUAUGGCUUGACCAAUACUGUCUUCGAGGCCAUUGUAAGACGUGGAGUCGACACUCUUAGCAAGGCUGCAUAUGCUGUGGGGGCCCCGGGUGUUGUACCCGCCGAAGAUGCCCUGCGAGCUUUUCUGAAUCCAGAGUCGCCUGCCACUGUUGAGCAGGGUCAGGUUGCAAUUGCUAGGCGCCUAAUCUUCGAAGCACAGACACUUGCAGUAAGCCAGCUGCGUCAGCAAAUCGAGGGGCCGGACGAGAAGCGACAAGACCUUCAGCCCGCCGAAAGGCGGUUCCGACUGGAGGAGCAAGCACGCCGCCUGGCCGGAAUGUCGCUCCGCGGUCCGUUGGAAUGCUCUUUCAGCUGCUACACACUUGUCAUUCGCAUGCUGGCCACUGAUGAAAUUACUUAUCUCGCCCCUAAUCGGUUCACCACUCGGGCUCAUGAGGUUCAGCAAUCCAAACCCCCCAAAGAAGUCAUCAUUGAUGCAUCGUCUGCCAUCAAGGUGCGUGAUUCUGCUGAGCUUGCUGACACGUGUCAUCUCCCUGAUGCACUCAGCUUGAGUCAGGCUUUGACUCGAAGGUCUCUCGCGCUUGACUUGUGUGAAGCCGCAACGUUUGCAGCCUCCGAGCGGUGGCACGCCGAGCUUCUGCGACACUUGCAGCAGGCCCCUCCCAUGGAGUACAAGCAGGUGGAUACCAUGCAAAUUCUAAGGGCUGACAGAGCAGCAUGGACGUACAUGGCCGAAAAGGGCACUUCCUUGAAAAAGCGUGCAGAUGGGAGUUUGCCCAUGGAUGAUCUCUUUGCAGCCCUCACCACGGCUACCGAUGUCAUGAUGUUCCUCAUGCCGCUGCCCGCGGGUGGCCAGAGCAAGCGCCCUUCCGCUUCACAGGUCAUGGCGACGCCCAAUGGUAGCACCGACACACCCAACCCGGCCAAAAAGAGCCGCACCAAGGCGCGCCGUGAACGCCAGAAGCAGCGUCUGCAGGAAGCCCUGGCACUUGCGUCUGCACCCCCCUCUCAUGCCUUCCCGCCCAAGCCUCCUACUCCGCAUGCGCACAAUGCUCUGCCGCCUACGCCGCCCCCGCCCACUCCGAAAAUCAAGGGCAAGGGCAAGCACAAGCCCUGCAAGAGCGUGUUCGCGGCAGGUGCUGUCCAUGCGUGUGGCGUGGGCAGUGUCUUCGGCAUCGAUGCAUGGACACCCAAGUCAGCUCCAGCGCCCGUGGUCAAAUUGGACCUCGCGCUUGAUGAGGAUGUCAGAGUGCUCUUUUUGCUGCUUUCCAAUCGGGCAUUGGCUGCGGUGCAUUUGGCGCCACCUGCAGCCCUCCCUGGUCGUGGCGGUCCGCCACUUCGCUCACACGCGUUUCCGGACGGCCUGCCCGACCUUUCUCCACCCAAUCAAGCCAAAGUUGAGCUGUACAAUCGUCUCUUUGCACUGGCAUCGACCCUUUUCCUUCAGGCUUUCCAGACAGGCAUUGUUGCCACUCUGGAAAACCCAGCCUCCAGCCACUUCUGGCAAAGCAGUGCUUGGCUGGAUGCAUCUUCGUCGAUUAUCCCACUGCAGUUUUCGUCUUUUCACACUUGCAUGUUCGGGGCUACUUUCAAACGUCAGCUUUGCAUUGCACACUUCCAUGAUGCCUUUCAGGCCUUGCAACUCCCAUGUGAUCAUACUUCGUUGCACCCGGCGCAUUCUGCGCCGCGGGAGUCGGUCACAACUUACCCUGCUCCCUUCUGUAGAGCGUAUGCGCAGGCUUUGCAGCAUGCUCUUGGUGCGGCUGGGUCUCUGCCACCUGCGCAAGCCUUACCGGGUCUUUCUGAUAUCCAUCUACAAGCUAGGGUGGCUGCUGGCACGCAACCGCGCGGCAAACGGGUACCGCCUCUUCUGCCAGAACACAAAGCCAUUUGCGUCUUGCAGGGUCCAGCGCAGUUGCUCCCUUCCGGGCCCGUGUUACAGCAGCCUUGGUUGCCUUGCGCAGGCGUUCAGUGCCAGCCGCAUUAUCCCCUCUUGCCUGCUAAAUCACGUGUUCUCUGCGCCCUUCCUUGCGCGGGGAUUGAGAAGGGCGGUUCUUCUCUUGAUUCCAGUGGCACCCCGUCCUCUCUGGCCGUGGAUGCUUUGUGCAAGGGUGACUUGUCUUCUGAAAUGUGUGUUCAGGUACUUCAGCAAGCAUUCAACACCCCCUUGGAAGCCAGGCGUGCGGGCAUUCUUCAGGACGGCCGACCUGUGAAAUACUUUGUUUUGGGCGCCUACAAGUGCCUGCCGAGGAAGGGUGUUACCAAACUCACAGGUGAGCACCUUAGCACAGCUGCCUUCAUAAAUGCCUUUAUGCUGCAGCGUUUCCCGGAUGCAUCGUGGUCUGCCUUCGUCGUCACUCACAACGAGCCCUCGGCACUGCACGUGGACUCGGCAAAUGUGCCAGGAACCAUGAACUUUGCGAUCGGCUUAGGAAGCCAGGACCUUCGGCUGAAGAAGAAAGUUGAAUGGCCACGCCAAGUCCAGCUGGAGACGCGGAUUUGCCUGUGUCCCCUGGUCACGGUGGUCAAGGAGGAGAUACACCAAGUGAUACGCCAAUGGCGUACAGGAAGUACCAGAAGUUACGACUCUGCAGCCAAGCUGGUGAAGAGUCCGGAUGUGUUCGCUCCAAAGAAUUUGGAGGAGGAAGUUUCACAGUGGCCAGAUUGGAGUUUCAGUUUCAAAGUGUUUGUGGGAUUCAUUGAUCCCACUUAUGCAGAAGAGUUGAAGAAAGUGGAGCUGGCACCACCAAAUCCAGCAGAUUAUACAGUUGGUGAAAGAGAGCGAAGUACAAAGCUGUAUGCGAUUUUGGCCUCGCAGAUCACAGCUGAAGCAGCGCGCCAAGCAAGAAGAGUAGAGAUGACACAAGAGUGGAACGAUGAGGAUGAAGAGCUCAACUUUGUGAGAUUGUGUCAAGAGUUUGAAGGUUUGGUUCAAGGAGAGCUGAGAAGAGUUGAGGAGUUUGAUAUCUCUUCGAGCGAUGAAGUGGAAGAGAUCGAGGAAGAACCUACUGAUGGUUUGAUGGAGUGGUACCAAGGAUGGUGGUUCUUGGAAACAGAAGUUGAAAGAAGUGUGAGAAUGGUUUCUGAAGGAGAUGAUGUGAGAAGAGCAGCAAGAGAAGUGGAUGCAUGUGAGGUAGUGCUCGACAGUGGAGCUGACUGCCAUGUGUUGCCUAUGGAUUGGGCAGAAGAAGUCGGAGAAACUUCGAACUUUGAGUAUCAUCUGAAAGAUGCGCAAGGGAAAGUGAUCCCAACGCUGCCUGUGAGGCAGAAUGUGACGUUUGUUUUCACGAAGGAGUCUGGAAAGAAGUUGAAGAUCACUGACAGUGCUGUUUGCGGCAAUGUCACCCAACCUUUGUUUGCGGUAGGAAAGAUGUGGAAGCUAGGUUGGGGUACGGUGAAUGAAGAUGGAAGAUUGUGGUUGAAGAAAGGAAGUGUUCGGAUACCGAUAUACUUCAAAAGGAAUUCCUCAAUGGCGAGGAUGUGCAUACGGAGACUUGAAGGAGAAGAGAUGACGGUGCAGCCUGUGAGGCUGGAGCGAGAACUGAAGAAUGAGUUGAAGAGCAAAGAAGAUGAAGAUGGUUGGUUUGUGCUAAAUGACGGCACGCCUGCAAGGUUUGAUUGGUUUAUGGGGAAGACGUUUGACCCAACGGGAAAGAUGAAAAGAAGUGGAGAAAGAGUGUUGAAUGAAGUGGAUUGGAAGAGUAUGGAUUUCUUUGAGUGUACGGAGAUCUGGAAGGCAUAUCAGCCGGAGCUUUUGCAACUUUCGGUUGGAGCUCCAUGGGAUCAUCAGCUGAAGGCUUUGAGGUUUAAGAAGAAGAGAAUUGUGCCUAUUGAUGAUGGGCCAGUACUGCCGAGAUUGGCGGUGGAAGCUGACAAAAGAGUAGAAGAAGAAAAGAGAAGCGAGCCUUCGCCGCCGAGCGACCGCCAAGGAAGCUCAAGUUCUUCUAGCAAGAGUUCGUCGCUAUCUGGAGCAACACCAGAAGCAAUGGACGAUGAGAGCGAUGACGAUGACGAUGAUCCAGGAGAGGUGAGAACAAAGAGAAAAGCAGAAGAUGAAUUGGUGCCCGAUGAAAUGACAUUGGAAGAGUUUCAAAGAGAAGUUGCAAAGAGGAAUGCAGAAGACGAAGGAGAAGGGUCACCAAAGAAAGAACCAAGAGUAGACGAAGGAACUGGAGAGGUAGAAGAAAGAGUUGAAAAAGUGCCGAGACUUGGAGACGAAGCACGAGGAAGCGCGGCACGAGUGGAAUACCACAUUCGGAGAUUCGCCAAGAGCGAAGAUCCCGAAGAGCAUGGAGAUGAGUAUGUUGAUCUCGACGAGACACAGUUGUUUCUGGAAGAAAGUCGAGAGUUCCAGAGCAAGUGGAACGAGAAAGUGUGUGAGACAGAAGAGGACCUAACGGACCCGUGCACGGGCGAAUGGCUGUGGGGAGACUGUCUAGCUCUCAACUUAGGAGCAAACGUUGUGGUCCUGCGGGUUUCCAUUGCCUUGGACCUCUGCCUUUUCGAAAGUGAGGCAGCGAAGAGGGGGCAUCCACGCCACCUAUUUGAUGGAAUUCCGCCUGUGCUCAAAACUGCGAUCGACGCAACUGUCGAGCAGUCAGAAGUGGGCCUAGCACAACACCGCACCGAGGUCCUUAGGCGAUGGAUGCUUCGAGCGCAGGAGAUCGCUCCGCAGGAAAGGGCUCUCCAUGAUGGAAUGCCGAAACACCUUAAGGCCGUCCUCAAGGGUAAGCGGCUUUUGGUCUUCGGCGAGAUGCUCGUCGCAUGUGGCUAUGGCGACUCUUCAAUUGCGUCCGAAAUUGGGAAGGGCUUCGACUUGACAGGUCCGAUUCCUGCGUCGGAUGGGCUCUUCAAACCCGUUGUGGAGCCGGCGUCAAUGACCAAGGAGUGUUUGCGCGCCGCUGCCAGCGCAGUCCGUGCAGGCAUUCUUCGCGCCACCGAGCGUGUGUGCUCGUCCGAGCUCGCGCAGGAGGUUCACGACAUUACCAAGGAAGAGGUAGACCGCGGGUGGCUCGAAGGGCCCGUGCCACUUGAGCAACUGAGCGAGACUUGUUCCUUGAGCAGACGGUUCGGAGUUGAGCAGCGGUCCGGUGGGAAGCGCAAAGUCAGGCCCAUCGACAACCUGUCGGAAUCCUUUAUCAACUCGACCGUUUCCCGCACCGAGUCGAUUCAACCUCACGGCUUGGAUGUGGUUUGUGCGGGCAUCGCUUACAGACUCAGGGAUGCUUUCUUGUGUGUGCCGAACCCGGAGACGGGCAAACCAUCCAUCUACGCCUGCCAUGUGCUGCCCUUCGGAUCAUCCGCUUCUGUCGCGGCAUUUUGCCGCAGCACGAUGGGAUUGUGGCACUUAGGGUGUGCUCUGUUGUUGAUCCACUGGACGGUGUUUUACGACGACUUUAUCGUCCUCAACGAGGCGUCGUCCACGAAACACCUUGACUUGGUUCUCAAUUGCUUUUGGGACUUGCUUGGAUGGACCGUGGCACGGGACAAAGAAUCCGAUUUUGAUUACUUUGCGAGAGCUCUUGGUGUCAAAAUUUGCUUUCAGUCCGAGAGAGUCUUCGUGGUGGAGAACACCCCCGAGCGAAAGGCCGAACUUGACGAGACCAUCACGCGCUUACUCAGUCUCGAGUGGGUGGAGCAACAUGAACUCACAUCGCUGAGAGGGAGGUUGCAGUUCGUUGAGGGUCAGAUCCAUGGGCGACGAAGCGGCAGGUUCAUGCAGCUUUUGUCGCGGCGCGCAGAUUUCAUCGGGGGGUCCGCCAUGGAUUCCGACUUGCAAGCAGCCCUCACUUUCCUUAAGGAUAGGGUUGUAGGUGCUCCCCCUAGGGUAAUAUCCGCAAGACGUGAGAACGCUUGGUUCAUCUUCACUGAUGCGGCCUACAAUGAUGGCCAGGCGAACAGUUGUGGGUUAGGAGGGGUACUAGUUGCACCUGAUGGGAAGCCCAUUAGGUUCUUCAGCUGCUUGUUUAACGACGAUGCACUUGAGGGCCUCAGGUUUGGUGAUGUUCAGAGCCCCAUCUACUUUCUUGAAGGCUUGGCAGUAGUGGUCGCGUUGCACGUGUGGAACAGCCUUGUACAAGGCUCUGAGGCCGUUUGCUUCGUUGAUAAUGAAGCGGCCAAGUCUGCGUUCAUUGCUGGCAAAUCUCCUUGCGUGCACUUCUCAGCCCUGUCGGAAUGGUUGAGUGAUUGGGAGGAACGUGCCUCCUCGUUCCCAUGGUUCGAAAGGGUGAGCAGUGCUGCGAACAUUGCUGAUGGCCCCUCGCGUGAUGAUUGCAGUCACUUGGCGGGUGUCCGUCGCGAUGAGAUUGAUUUGCAGUCCAUCAUUCUCGCUUUGCAGUGCUUCUUGCCAGAGCUCUCAGUCGGCGGUGGGUGA